CAUAACACAGCGCACUGGAGCUCAAGUGAAACCAGGCUGAUCUGUGAACUACAGUCACAUUACCCAGCUAACAUAUCAUAUCAUAACCUAACCUAGCCAGUUUGCUAUGUUGUAAUGGUUGAAAUUCUAUUACCAUGUCGGAAAUGUUGCUGAAAGAGAUGGAAGAUCUGUCUCUUUGCCAUUUAUCAAAGGAAGAACAGAGAGUACGAGAACGCAGUUUUCUCUUGGUUGAUGAAAACGAAACUCUGCAGGUAAAGGAUGAAACCCACUUUCUGCAGAUGCUAGGCUGCAGUGCUGGGCAAGGAGUCAAAGUCCUCUCAAUCUUCGGCAACACUGGAGAUGGCAAAUCACACACGCUCAACCACGUGCUUUUUGACGGUGACGAGGUAUUCGUCACGUCUCAGUCCCCCACCUCCUGCACAAUUGGGGUGUGGGCUGCUUACGACCCCCACCUGGGUCUGGUGGUGCUAGACACGGAGGGCUUGCUUGGUGCCUCUACCCAGCAGAACCAGCGAAUGCGUCUGCUCCUGAAGGUGCUGGCCGUGUCGGACAUAGCCGUCUACCGCACACGGGCUGAGCGGCUGCACAACGACCUGUUCCAGUUUCUGGGAAGCGCUUCGUUUGCCUAUCUGAAACACUUCACUCCACAGCUCCGUGCCCUCUCCACCCGCUGUGGCCUUGAUGUGCCUCUGUCCAACCUGGGGCCUGCUGUUGUGGUGUUCCAGGAGACGUCCCGCACCCAGCUGCUGGGCCACGAGGGUGCUGCACCAGCGGAUAUAUUGCUCCAGAAGCGUUUCCACGACCUGGGCCAGAGCACGGAGGCCUUCAGCUCCGUGCAAUAUGUGGGAACCCAGACUGUCAGUCCCCCAACAAACUACACCCAGCUACGCACGCUCAUCACACAGCAGGUGAAGAGCACAGCCUCCCGUGUUCCCCGCCAAGCUGCCAUCGUCUUCAGCGCCUUGCAGGCCUUGAGCGAUCGCUUCUGUGGGGAGAUCUCGGAUGACAAAAUCGGCUUCUGCUCCUUCUUUCCUGAUGAAUACUUCACCUGCCCUUCUGUCUGCCUCAGCUGCAAUAUUCGAUGUAAGAAUGGUAUGAACCACCAGAAGGACCGAGUGCCACAUAUGGCUGACGGACUUUGCCAGUAUGCCCAUCAGUACAGCAACAAGGUCCUCAUCUGUAAGAGGUGUUAUGAGGGUGGAAGAGAAGUCAUAGUGGUGCCCAAAACGAGUGCCUCUACAGACAACCCCUGGUUUGGCCUGGCCAAGUUUGCCUGGUCAGGCUAUGUUCUGGAGUGUCCCCACUGUGGCAUCAUCUACCGGAGCAGACAGUACUGGUUGGGUAACCAGGACCCUGAGACCAGCGUGGUGCGCCCUGAGGUGAAGCACGUCUGGCAAGGGUCGGAGGUUUUCCAGACCGACCACCAGAAUGCCGCCCAGCGGUUGCUGGAUGGGGUCAACUUCGUCAUUCAAUCCGUGUCCGAGUACAGCUCCGGCCCCACGAAGGCAGUCACCACCUGGCUCACAGACCAAGUGGCUCCUCCAUACUGGAGACCCAACUCCGAAAUCACAGUGUGCCAUGGCUGUGGGCAUGAGUUUGAGGAGGUGGAGAGGAAGCACCACUGCCGUGCAUGCGGGGAGGGCUUCUGCCAGGCAUGCUCCACCCACAGCAUGCCUGUACCGGAGCAGGGCUGGGGCUUGAGCCCCGUACGCGUCUGUGACGGCUGCCACAGGCGAGGAGGAGCGGCGCACACCAUGCCUGCGCAGACAGAACCUCGGGCGCUGGUGGCCCGCCGGGUAACAGAAGUGGCCCAGUCCACGUUGGACGUGGUCUCCACUGCAGUGGACUACCCUCUCUGUUUUGUGAAGGGUGUGGCACGGCCAGACUACUGGGUCCCGGACCAUGAGAUCAUUCAGUGCCACCAGUGCACCAAGGCCUUCACCUCCAGUGUCCCCAAGCACCACUGCCGUGCAUGUGGGCAGGGCGUGUGUGCCAGCUGUUCGGCUCAGAUGCGGCCCGUGCCCUCCCGUGGCUGGGAUCACCCGGUGCGGGUCUGCAACACCUGUGUCACCCACCUGGAUGCCCAUUGACCUGUGGGAAUCUCAGCUGGGACCCAUCGCACUGGUCACAGAGGCAGACCGUGUCCCACUAAUGCUCUCUGCCGCUUGCUGUGGGGCGUAAAUAAGCAGUAUGUGUAAGUCUUAAUGGUGAACAUUUAACCAAAAUAUCAGCAGAGAUCAGGGAAGGUGAAGAUGGAGCUUAUUUGGGGCUGUAGGUAGUUUUUACAGGCUGAGAUCAGUGCAAAGAAAUUGCCUUAUACACUUAUACAUGAUGAACGAUGAGGGGAAUAAUUCAAUUCUGUUUCUUUCCUCCUGUCACUUGAUGCUUUUUCAUGCCGAUGUGUCGUGUGGUUGCUGGCACUGGGAGAUGCUCCCUACUUUUCCAGUUGUUAUCAGUUGUAACACGGUGUGAACUCAGAUGGGCCCGGGAUGGAGCUCCCGGUCGGUGAUCUUCCCAUACAAAACAUGUCGCAUUCUGCACACACACAUCUGCUACUGCUAGGACUUCCAUGGCAAGCAGUCUGCUGGUUUUUACAAAAUGCAAACAGUGGUCAUGUACAUACAGUAAAACAUGCACCGCGUCCCCACACUCAGUAAAUAAACUACAAGUUUAGUUUGCUUGACUAUAGCCUGCAUAGAGACUUAUAAAUGAAUGAAAAUUACUUUUUUAACCAGUCGCUUUUUUUUCAUUAGGACAUGCACUACACCAGGGCAAACACAGCAGUGAAUUCUGCGUUAUUCAGCUCGACCUGCAGUAGAGCUGCCCUGCUCUGUAAUGUAAGGUCUCUCAGAUCCUGCCACUCCAUUCUUGGUUCCUGUCUGUGGUAUGAGAUGCCAUGUGUCUCCUGAACUCAUUUCUCUCUCGGCCAAAGGUUUGGAGCUUGCUAGUUUCUCUUAAAAAGACCCUCGCUCUUUGAAGAAGCAGGAAGAAAUAUAACAUAUAAGGGUUAUUAGUAUUUAAGGUAAUAAAAACACGCGUUGUCAGUGAUGCAAUGAUCUAUAUUUGCAACUCUGCUGCCGUGUCUCUCGUGAUUUAUGGACGAACUUUUGGCAGGAACUUUCUUCGGUUGGCACCACCAAAACUGGAAAUGAAGUCACACUGGACAUAUGUUCUCAUGAAUAUGCAUAUUGUAGACAUGUGUACCAAGGCACACAGAAGACAUUUAGUUCAGAUGUUUACUGGAACAAUUCCAAAUAAACAUGAGCACACAAAUGCUUUCCAACUGUCUGGUCAUACACGGAUUUCCUGCAGAUCAUAAUUAUUGUCUCCUGGAAAAGAUUCAUCCUUACAACAUUCAGAUGACUGGAUCUAUAGUGUGAAUGGAGUGCACUUUUGUAUGUUGUCAUCUGUUUUCACAUACUUUUGCACUUUAUUUAGUAUUUACCUUUCUGCUAUUUUUGUUGAUGGCCGUACAAUGUAAUGAAAAAUGUAUUGUGUAGUAUCACAGUGUAAGAAAACUUUUAGGGACUCAACCAAUCAGGAGGCCAGUGGGCUCUUUAUCCUUAACAUUUAAUUAAAUCAUUGCCUGAAGGGAUGUGCAGUGUGUGAGAACCUUCCGGCUCUAUCUGUCUCGCCUUGUACUGACCUGUAUAUCACGCUAAUGAGGACAAAUUCAACUUGUCUGCAUUUUGAGUUGAAGAAUGUGUUUCCCGCACAGAUUAUUUCUAGCCAUUUAAAAGCAGGAUUCCACUAGGGAAUUUUCUAAACUGGACUGUUUCAUUUUUGAGCCUGGACUGGGUUAGAUCACUCUUGCCUUAUGUGCGUGGAUGUAACCAAAACAGUGAUCUUAAACCCUCAAAGCAAAUCCGGAAUAUCAUGUUGUUUUAAAAGUUUUGGGGUUUUUUUCCUUUGCACUUUUCUGAAUACUAAAAUAAUUUUAUAAACACA
Messenger RNA from Electrophorus electricus (electric eel), 3948 nucleotides. RefSeq names its product zinc finger FYVE domain-containing protein 1. Gene Ontology annotation, molecular function: 1-phosphatidylinositol binding; phosphatidylinositol-3,4,5-trisphosphate binding; phosphatidylinositol-3-phosphate binding. Gene Ontology annotation, cellular component: lipid droplet. NCBI's taxonomy places the organism in Eukaryota, Metazoa, Chordata, Actinopteri, Gymnotiformes, Gymnotidae. The record is from RefSeq and is a predicted model, not a curated record. Gene Ontology annotation, biological process: lipid droplet formation.